Messenger RNA from Geosmithia morbida, 1320 nucleotides. RefSeq lists its product as uncharacterized. Gene Ontology annotation, molecular function: antiporter activity. The record is from RefSeq and is a predicted model, not a curated record. Lineage: Eukaryota; Fungi; Ascomycota; Sordariomycetes; Hypocreales; Bionectriaceae. Gene Ontology annotation, cellular component: Golgi apparatus; endosome; trans-Golgi network. Bases 1 to 1320 code for a protein of 439 amino acids. The transcript is spliced from 4 exons.
AUGGUCACGUCUCCUCGCCUGUCCAGGUUCCCGCCGUCUGCUUCCGCUGCGGUGGCGACGACACCUUUGCCCUUGACAGACAGCGAUGCCAAGCAUCUCCAACAACAUGGCUAUCGUUACGACCAUGCUCACGCCCACGCCCACGCCGCCGCCAAGCUGCGCGGCUUUGAUGAGCCGUCUCCGGUCCAGAAUCAACAGCCCGCUCGCGCCUUGACUCUCCACCCUUCACUCUACAUUCUGAGCUGGAUCUUCUUCUCCAAUUGCACAAUCCUCUUCAACAAGUGGCUCAUUGACAAUGCCGGCUUCCCCAUCCUCCUCACAUGCUGGCACCUCGUCUUCGCCACGCUGGCCACGCAGAUCCUCGCCCGCACCACAUCCCUCCUCGACUCGCGCCACUCCCUCCCCAUCGACGGCAGCCUGUACAUCCGCACCAUCCUCCCCAUCGGCAUCCUGUACUCGGGCUCGCUCGUCUGCUCCAACGCCGUCUACCUGUACCUGUCCGUGCCCUUUAUCCAGAUGCUCAAGUCGGCCGCCCCCGUCGUCGUCCUCUUCUUCUCGUGGCUCUGGGGCCUGGCCGACCCAGACGUGACGGCCCUGGUCAACAUCGUCGUCAUCGUCGCCGGCGUCGCCAUGGCCAGCGCCGGCGAGAUCCACUUCUCCUGGGUCGGCUUCCUGUACCAGGUAGGCGGCACCGUCUUCGAGGCCAUGCGCCUCGUCAUGAUACAGGUCAUGCUCUCCUCCGAGGGCCUCAGGGUGGAUCCCCUCGUCGGACUGUACUACUACGCCCCCGUCUGCGCCCUCAUGAACUUUGUCGUCGCCUUCUGGACGGAGCUGCCCACCUUUGACUCCCUCAUGACCCUCACCGGCAUCCUCAAGAGCAUCCUCCUCGUCAUCACCUCCGUCCUCAUCUGGAGCACACCCAUCUCCCCUCUCCAGUGCUUCGGCUACUCCACCGCCCUCGUCGGACUGGUAUACUACUCCCUAGGACAUGACCAGCUCGUCAGCCUCUUCCACUCCAUCUUCACCUGGAUCCUGGAAGCCUGGAACGAAGAGGACGAUAUCGGCAUCGACUCGGAUGGCAGGAACGUUGACGCCAACAACAACGACGACGACGACGACGACGACGACGAGGCCAAGACCCGUCCUGCCAACCAUGGCGACGUCUGGACACCCCAGCGUAGACGCGUGAUUCUGGUUACCGGCGCGCUGUGCUUUAUCAGUUCCGUCUUUGUGGCCGGCGUGUGGCAUGGUCCUGCCGCCCUGCGGAGGGCGAGGGACGUCUUUCCUGGACUGCUAAGUUCAAAAAGGCUAAGUCGGUAA